This is a messenger RNA of Tarenaya hassleriana, 2571 nucleotides long. Its product is annotated as BEL1-like homeodomain protein 1. The record is from RefSeq and is a predicted model, not a curated record. Gene Ontology annotation, biological process: regulation of transcription by RNA polymerase II. NCBI's taxonomy places the organism in Eukaryota, Viridiplantae, Streptophyta, Magnoliopsida, Brassicales, Cleomaceae. The coding region runs from base 499 to 2283 and encodes 594 amino acids. The transcript is spliced from 5 exons. Gene Ontology annotation, molecular function: RNA polymerase II cis-regulatory region sequence-specific DNA binding; DNA-binding transcription factor activity, RNA polymerase II-specific.
UCUCUUCUUCACCUUUUUGUUAAGAGAAGUUGCAGAGACUUUGAGAGUGGCCAUGGAGGCUUCUCCAAAUCUACAACUGCACCAUUAUAUAUGUAUAUAUGUAUGUGUGUGUAUAUAUAGAUAUGCCUAUCUCCAUAGCAAAAAUAGACUAUUUUUAAAAUAAAUAAAAAAAAUUAAAAUAAAAAGCCAUCUUUUAGAUCUUACUAUACGUGGACAGGUGACUUCUGUUCCUUUCUCUUCCUCGUUAUCAUUGCAUCUCUCUCUCUCUCUCUCUCUCUCUCUCUCUCUCUCUCUCUCUGUAUGGGGUCUUUAGCUUUUGCUUUCUUUCAUCAGUUCAUAUGAUCGAGAACACGUGCAGAGAUUAGAUUCAGCUUGAACGAUCGCUUCACUUCACCGCCGUUUUAUUUUCCAAGGCCACGUGAUUCACCGGAAACCUUGGAUUUCCCGGCGGAGAAGACGGAGACCGCGGCGGCGGCGGAGGAUUAAGCUUUGCACAAGAUGGUCCUCACGAAUUCUGCAACUUACGUCCACUUCAACUCCGUCGUCGACCAAGACCCUCCUCCAAGCUCCUCCUCUGCCGCCGCAUCCUCCACCGGAAACCUCCUCGCCUCACCCCACGCGCCGCCGCAACGUUUCCACGGCUACCGAAACAACAACGUUCCAUCAGCUGUGUUGCAUGGCUUCAUCCCGCGCGUGUAUGGCACGCCCAUAGAGGCGGCGCGUGAGGCGACACGCGCUUACCAGCAGGGGCUCUCACUCAGCCUCUCCUCCGAGCAGCAGCAAAAGUCGAGGGACAGCAUCUUGGCCUCGAAUCUUCAGGGAUUUGUGUCGAGAUCCAAGUACUUAAUGGCUGUUCAAGAGCUUCUUAAAGAGGUUGUUAGUGUUAAUGAUAAUAAGACAGGGACUGAGAACAAGAAUGGUAUAAGCUUGUCGUCCAAGAGAACCGGCGAUGACGUGGACGAAAAAACCACCGGAGAAUCCGCCGGAGGUGAGGAAACUGGCGGCAAGGCUGCGGCGGAGGGACAAGAGAUUCAGAUGAAGAAAGCAAGGCUAGUUAUCAUGCUUGAUGAGGUGGACCAAAGGUACAAGCAAUACAACAACCAGAUGAAGAUGAUAGUGUCGUCCUUCGAACAGGUCGCAGGCUCGGGUUCGGCCAGAACGUACACAUCUCUCGCUCUCGAGACCAUCUCCAAGCAAUUCAGGAGCUUGAAAGACGCCAUUAUCGGUCAGAUCAAAGCUUUCAGCAAGUACUUAGGCCAAGAAGAGCCCAAGCUUAAGUUCUUGGACCAUAACCUUAGGCACGGAAUGGUUCAACAGAGCAACAAUGCUUGGAGGCCUCAACGUGGAUUGCCCGAGAGAGCGGUCACUGUUCUCCGAGCCUGGCUCUUCGACCAUUUUCUUCACCCAUAUCCGAAGGAUUCAGACAAGAUUAUGCUGGCUAAACAAACCGGUCUGACCAGGAGCCAGGUGUCGAACUGGUUCAUAAACGCUCGUGUUCGUCUCUGGAAACCGAUGGUGGAAGAGAUGUAUGUCGAAGAAACGAAGGAUCAAGACAAGAACAACGAUUCCACAAAGGAGAAGAUCAGCCCGAACGUGAAUCAAGACGAAGAUUCGAUGCCUAAAUCGGUUGGUUACAUCGCUAAGCAAGAGAAGAUCCCUGUUUCUGAAGUUCCACAGAACAGUUUCAUGAACAACAAUGGCCAUAGCAGCAGCAUCUCAAUAUCUGUUCCUCUAAGCGCCUCGGUUUCAGAAACUGGAUUCUCGAUCUUGGGAGUGUCUGAAUUCGAAGGAAACAUGCAAGGGAACCCGAAAAAACUGCGUACAGACGAACUCUUGCACUCUCCAGAGCUCGUCCCCUCCAUGGAAAUGGAUGCUGACAAGGUUGGAGAAGUGAGGAAUGACAACAUUUCCCCGAGAUUCAGAGACGAGAAAGAGUUUCCGUUUUUCGCAAACAACACAAACUUCAUCGGAGGUUUCGGGCCAUACCCCAUUUGCGAAACCGGGAGAUUCGAGGCCGAGGAAUUCACACCGAGUUAUUCAGGCAACAUCAAUGGAGUUUCCCUCACGCUAGGUCUCCCUCACUGCGAAAGCUUCUCGGUUUCAGCAACGCAUCAGAACUUCUUCCCAAAUCAGAACAUUCAGAUCGGUCGGAACGUGGAAAUGUCUGAACCAAACGAGUUUGGUGCCUCUGAGCCUCGAACUUCACCAGCUGCAUACAACCCAAUCAAUCUGCAGAACCAGAGGAGGUUCCUGUCACAGUUAUUACCAGACUUCGUUACCUGAUGAUACAUUGCAAGAUGGAUAAGGAAACAAGAACAGUGGGUUCGGACACUUACUGCUCUCUUCUCGUUUCUUGGGGAACAAGGAAACUGUUACGGUAUACAUAGUAUAGCUCUAUACGUCUCAUCGAAUGAUUUGAGAAGGAAUCACUAUUAGGAAAAUCCAGGGUUUAGCAUAAUUUGUAAGCUGUAUUCGGUAGACCAAAACAAAAGCAUUGGUUACAAGAAACUAAGUCUGUAAUAUAUAGAUCCACAAAAACAGAGAUGAAACAGAGCAAGAACUCUUCCCUAA